Colias croceus (clouded yellow) is the source of this 595-nucleotide messenger RNA. RefSeq lists its product as uncharacterized. The coding region runs from base 74 to 487 and encodes 137 amino acids. The record is from RefSeq and is a predicted model, not a curated record. NCBI's taxonomy places the organism in Eukaryota, Metazoa, Arthropoda, Insecta, Lepidoptera, Pieridae. The transcript has 4 exons.
AUAUGAAUUCUACGCAUUCAACUGCAAAGACAAUAACAAAUGGUCAUGUUGCUUUUGUAAUAAAGAUACAAAAAUGAAGAAAAAAUUAUUUAUUAUGGUGUUAUUAAAUAUUUUGUUUCAACAAACGAAUGGACAAUUACUUUGUUAUGUAUGUGGAUUUUCUUCAGUCGACUCGGACAGAUCAUGUCUUACAAUAACAAACGACACGCAGACUGUUAACUGUUCAUAUAAAUAUUGUACAAUUAUGAGACAGGAGUUUCUGGAUCCCAGAGGAGUCGUUGCAAGUUUUACGCGAAGUUGUUUACAAUCACCGGACUUUUUGAAUCAUGAAAUUACGGAUUCUACUUUUCGAACCUUUUAUCGAGCGUGUACAUCAGAUUUAUGCAACAUAGGUGAUGGAAUAGAAUCUGUGACUGGCAGUAAUUUAUAUCCAAGACCCCCAAGUAACGUCACCAAUUUAUUGGUACCUGGAACAGGCAACCUUUAGACGAUAUAAUAAUAUGUAUAGACUACCUAUUCUAAAUAAUUGUUGUGCGAGAAAUUUAAUUUUACUCAAAAUAGUCCAGUUAAUUUCAAUAAAUUCUUUAAAAAAUUA